Molecule: messenger RNA, 1276 nt
Organism: Sceloporus undulatus (fence lizard)
Lineage: Eukaryota; Metazoa; Chordata; Lepidosauria; Squamata; Phrynosomatidae
Gene: GCSH
Product: glycine cleavage system protein H
Exons: 5
Coding region: 72-605 (177 amino acids)
Biological process (GO): glycine decarboxylation via glycine cleavage system; protein lipoylation
Cellular component (GO): cytoplasm; mitochondrion; glycine cleavage complex
Source: RefSeq, a predicted model, not a curated record
AGGCACUACUAGGCCCUCCUCCUCCUGCUGCUGCUGCCCCUCCUCGCUCGGCUUCCCGGGAGCGUCGGGCGAUGGCUCCUUGGCGAGGAGGAGCGGGGCUGCUGGGGCUGCUGCUGCUGCGGAGGGCCUCGGGGGCCACUAGACCGCAGGGCUGCCCUUCCUCGGCCCUGGCUUUGGGGGCCCUCCUCGGCGCCCGGAGGCUGAGCACCAGCCCCCGAUGGAUGGAGGCCGCCCGUCGAUUCACAGACAAGCAUGAAUGGAUAUCAGUUGAAAACAGUAUUGGAACCGUAGGGAUCAGCAACUUUGCACAGGAAGCCUUAGGAGAUGUUGUUUACUGUAGUCUUCCAGAAAUUGGAACAAAGUUGAACAAACAGGAUGAAUUUGGUGCUUUGGAAAGCGUGAAGGCAGCUAGUGAACUCUACUCCCCGCUCACAGGAGAAGUAACAGAAAUUAACAGUGCCCUUGCUGAUAAUCCAGGACUUGUCAACAAAUCCUGUUACCAAGAUGGUUGGCUUAUCAAGAUGACUGUGGAUAACCCUUCAGAACUUGAUGAACUCAUGAGUGAAGAGGCAUACGAGCGAUAUAUAAAAUCCAUUGAGGAGUGACUGGAAAGCUAAGUGGAAACCAGUACAAGCCUCUUUUCUUCAGUGUAGAUUGUCCUAAAUUAGUGGUGGACGGAAGGUCCCAUUCUGGCCAGCUUGUCAAGGAGAUUUUGAAGGAAACUGGACUGCCUUUUCUUCCAAAUGGGUUGAUUUCUGCCCGCUUAUGACUGUGAAUCAGAAACAAUGUCAUAAUUCCCCCCUUUUUUGUGAGGAGGCACCUUUAACUAGCCAGUAUCUUGUAUAUGGGGUUUGGGAGUCAUUUUUUUAAAAAGCCUAAUAAAUGUAAUAAUAUAAUGUCACUGUUUGACAUUCAUACUUCUCUGUGGGGCAGAAUAACCUGUGUUUGUAAACUGGGCCGAAGACCUAUUAACAGCCUUAAUUCCAUAGCACAGAUUGUGCUUUCAUCUUUGCAACGUUCACUUCUCUCCAGCCACCCCUCUGCCAUGUUUUGUGCUCCCACAGGUACGUCAGUCUCCUUUCAAUCAGGUUUUAAUAUUAAAGAUGUAUUUAAUGCUUUGAGAAUUAGAGGAAUUAGUGAAAGUUCCUGAUGAUUAGAACAGGGCCAGAUCUCACAUUUUGUAGUGACUCUAUAAUGUGGGGCCACCUUUGAUAGAUAAGGUUUCCUGCUUUGCAGCGGAACAGAUAAAAGAAGUUAAUAAAAAAUCCUGACUUUA